CACCAAAGCCACUACGACACCCAGCAGCACCACAUGUCUCACCACAGCCACAUCAGCAGCAGCAGCUACCAGUCGGGUCACGACCACCGCCAGUUUCAGUCCAAGGACGCCCGACGCAGCACGGAUGACGACGACGAGGACAACGACGACAACGACAAGCUUAUCUCGGUCGAUGAUUUCGACGACAGCGACAACGAAGACAUCCGCAGCUGCAGCACCCUGAGCCCCACGCCCUCCGACAACGCGGUGAACAGCAGCUCCUCCCGGUCCUAC
This is a messenger RNA of Lymnaea stagnalis (great pond snail), 273 nucleotides long. The record is from the annotation of a GenBank genome assembly. Lineage: Eukaryota; Metazoa; Mollusca; Gastropoda; Lymnaeidae.